UUUUUUUUUCAAAUUUCAAAAAACAGAGCAACGUUCGUUUUUCAUCAUAACACUGAAAACUGGAGAAAUCACCGGCCUUUCAAAGGCAACUUUUUUUUUCUUCAUCUCUCUCUGUGAAGAUUGUAAAAAGCAUCAAAACCCCUUUUUUCCCUUUUUCUUGAUUACCCAUUACCCUUUUUUUUUUCAUUUCAAAAACUCUCAGAUUCGCCCCCCUUUUUAUCAAUGGAUGUUGGUGACUGGCAUGAUCCACUUCUUAUUACUGACGCUUCUUCCCAACAACAACAACAAAUAUCGCUUAGCUUUAACAAAUACUACCCCUUUUCGUUGUCGUGUGAUUUAGGAAAUACAGUGAUGGAUGAUUCUGAUUGUUGUACCCCAAUCAAGAUUGAAGAAGGGUGUAAUGCUGGAAAUUUCAAGGACCCAGUUGCAGAAAGUGUGAUUAAUGGUAGAGAUCUGUUGGGGUUUUCAUUAACAUCUCCUGAUUUGGUGAUUUGUACUGGAUCACCAGAUAUUCCUGCUCGAAACUACGGAGAUUCACCUGAGUUUUUGAAGGGUUGCUCCAUUUCUCUAGAAAAUGGAAUUAAGGGUUCUGAAGAGGUUCAAGCUGCUACAAAGUUGUUCACAGAUUGGCAGGGAUCAAAGGAUGACGAUUUGUGUGCGCCAGCUGAUUUUGAGCUUCCUUCUCCACCAGUUGAAGAGAAUUCAUCUGAACUUUCAGUGCCUAUAGUUAGCAUUAAUGUUGGAUCAACAGAUUGCAUCAGUUCUGAGAGUGGCAUUCAGUUUUCGGAGGAUAAAUAUUUCUGUGGAGGCAAUGUUCUGAGUACUGACACUAGAAUUGAGGAGAGUAUAUGUGCUAGUGUAUAUCAGACUGCACGCGUUGGGAAUUUUUCAUACCACUUUAACAAUUUAAGUGCUGGAUUUUAUCUAGUUGAUCUGCAUUUUGUGGAGGUAGUCUUGACUGAUGGUUCUACUGGAGAUAGAGUCUUUGAUGUUUACAUUCAACAGCACAAGGCUAUUUCGUCAUUAGAUAUCCUUGCUCAUGUGGGAGCAAAUAAACCCCUGCUGAUAUCUGACCUUGAAGCUCAUGUUGAUGGUGAAGAAGGGAUUUCCAUAAGAUUUGAAGGGGUAAUAGGAAUGCCAAUUGUUUGUGGCAUUUCUAUAAGGAAACAUUCUUCGAGAUGUACCGGAGAGUGUGAAUUAUUUGAAUUUUCUGAAAAUUCUCCACAAAGAAACUCACUAGAGGUAAAUGGUGAUAUUAAGGCAGCUGGAAAGCUUCAAUUAGCAAAUGUAUCUCGGGAAAAGGAACUGGAGGAAGUAAAGAGGCAGGUGGAGGAACUUAAAAGGGAGAAUGAACUGAAAUGCAAAGAAUGUGCUGAAGCUUGUAGGUCCUUAAAGGAGCUUCAGAAUGAGCUCAUGCGCAAAUCAAUGCACGUUGGAUCACUCGCUUUUGCAAUUGAGGGCCAAGUGAAAGAAAAGAGCAAGUGGUUUUCAUCCUUGAGAGAUCUGACAAGGAAUUUGAAGAUUUUGAAAAUGGAUCAGAUUAAAGUAUCUGAGGAAGCUUCAACAUAUAAGCAGCAAUUCCUAGCAGAUUUUGCAGAUAUGAGCUCUACCAUUCAGUCCAAAUUAAAGGAACAAGUUGAAUUGCACGAAGAUCUCAAGAUCAAGUUCAUCAAGGGUGCUAAGGAACAGAGAGAACUUUAUAACAAAGUUUUGGAUUUAAAAGGGAACAUUAGGGUCUUUUGCCGGUGUAGGCCUUUGAACACCGAAGAGACAGCUGCAGGAGCUUCAAUGACAAUUGACUUUGAAGCUGCAAAGGAUGGGGAACUCACUGUGAAGUCCAACGGCACGUCUAAAAAGACCUUCAAAUUUGAUGCUAUUUUUAGCCCCCAAGCCAACCAAGCUGAAGUAUUUGAAGACACUGCUCCCCUGGCAACCUCGGUUCUAGAUGGGUACAAUGCUUGCAUAUUUGCCUACGGUCAGACAGGUACUGGCAAGACAUUUACAAUGGAAGGCACAGAAGAAUCUCGUGGGGUCAAUUACCGAACUCUUGAGGAGCUAUUCCGCAUUAUUGAGGAGAGAAAGAACGCAGUUCGGUAUGAAAUAUCAGUGAGCGUCUUGGAAGUAUACAAUGAGCAGAUUCGGGAUUUGCUUGUUUCAGGAUCUCAACAAGGCGUGAAAAGGCUUGAAAUCAAGCAAGAUGGAGAAGGAAUGCAUCAUGUUCCUGGACUAGUUGAGGCCCACGUGAAUAAUAUGAAUGAAGUUUGGGAAGCUUUACGAACUGGUAGCAAUGCGAGGGCAGUUGGAUCAACCAAUGCAAAUGAGCACAGCAGCCGAUCACAUUGCAUACAUUGUGUAAUGGUUAAGGGAGAGAAUUUGCUAAACGGGGAAUGCACAAGAAGCAAACUGUGGCUAAUUGAUCUAGCAGGAAGUGAGAGGAUAGCUAAGACAGAAGUACAGGGUGAAAGGCUAAAAGAAACCCAAAAUAUAAACAGAUCUCUUUCUGCCCUUGGAGAUGUGAUAUCUUCACUUGCAACAAAAAGCGCCCAUAUUCCAUUCCGGAAUUCGAAACUUACUCAUUUGCUCCAAGACUCACUAGGAGGAGAUUCAAAAACAUUGAUGUUUGUACAGAUCAGUCCUAAUGAGAAUGACUUGAGUGAGACUCUUUGCUCAUUAAAUUUUGCAAGUCGAGUUCGAGGUAUAGAGCUAGGUCCAGCAAAAAAGCAAGUGGACAGUGUGGAGCUUCUGAAAUACAAACAGAUGGUCGAAAAGGGCAAACAAGAUAUGAAGAACAAAGAUGUUCAGAUGAAAAAGAUGGAGGAUACAGUUCACGGUUUGGAUAUUAAAUUAAAGGAAAAGGAUAUGAAAAACAAAAGCCUUCAGGACAAGAUUAAAGAACUAGAAGCACAACUUCUUGUAGAGAGAAAACUUGCUCGACAGCACGUUGACUCUAAAAUUGCUGAACAGUUUCAGCAACAGCAUAUCAGACAACAGAAUGAGGAGGAAGAUGCAGCACCACCUACGAGGCUACCACUUGCCAGCAAAAUUUCUGCUCUGAAGACUUACGAUGAAAAUAAGUUCCCACUUAAUAUAACUCGACCACUAACUGAGAACAAUUCCUACAAACUCUCGGUGCCUUCUGCUAAUGUAGAUUGUGCUUUGAAGCACUAUGACCUGACAGAAAAAGAAAACAAGGAAAACAAUCCAGAUAUUGAUGAACAACCAGUCGUUCUAAAGAGGUCAGGGAGAGCUUCUAUGUGUCCCAUUGCACACAGGAUUCUUCCUACACCUGCUCCACGUCGUAACUCUCUAAUUCCCAUACGCACUCUAUCAGCUGUACCUAAGUUGCCUCCUCCACUUUUUCCAUUGAGAUCAAUUCAAUCAGAGGGGAUGGAAGAUGCUGAUGGAGCUGAUUCAAAAUGCUUACCUGAACCAACUCCACAGGAUAGUCCUAAAGAGCUUAAGACAGCCAGUAAGAAGCUCAACAGUGUCCUGCGACGAAGUCUUCAGAAGAAAAUGCAGUUCAAGUCUCCUAUGCAACAGAACAUCAGAAGAGUUGGCGUCAACGUGGGAAUGGAGAAAGUUAGGAUCUCUAUUGGUAGUAGGGGAAGAAUGGCUCAAAGAGUGAUGCUUGGUAAUGCUAGAAGAGUUCCAAAAGAAAAUCAGCAGAAGCAAAGAUGGAAUAUUGGAACAGCCAACAAAGCUGUUCUAUGAUUCUGAUUCUUUAUUUUACUACUUGUUUAUUCUGAACUAACUAAUUGAAGAUGCUUCUUGCAUGCAUUUUGCAGCAACACAGUAACUGAAAAAAAAAGAGGAAAAAAUGGUUUGCUGAUUGCUCAACCUAAAGCCACUUUACUUCUUGUUUGUGGAUGGUUGUUACCCGUUGUAUUGUAUUGUCAGUUUAAAUACAACAUUUGUUUUGAUUGUUACUUAUAUAAAUGUAUCGUAUCGUUUAAACCAAUGGUUACAUAACAACGAAAAGACUCAUUUUAUGUGAACUGAUUUGUUACCUUAA
Molecule: messenger RNA, 4012 nt
Organism: Solanum lycopersicum (tomato)
Lineage: Eukaryota; Viridiplantae; Streptophyta; Magnoliopsida; Solanales; Solanaceae
Product: kinesin-like protein KIN-14Q
Biological process (GO): microtubule-based movement
Cellular component (GO): microtubule cytoskeleton
Molecular function (GO): microtubule motor activity; microtubule binding; ATP binding
Source: RefSeq, a predicted model, not a curated record